This is a messenger RNA of Panonychus citri (citrus red mite), 4057 nucleotides long. RefSeq names its product E3 ubiquitin-protein ligase TRIP12-like. The record is from RefSeq and is a predicted model, not a curated record. NCBI's taxonomy places the organism in Eukaryota, Metazoa, Arthropoda, Arachnida, Trombidiformes, Tetranychidae. Gene Ontology annotation, biological process: regulation of double-strand break repair; protein polyubiquitination; DNA damage response. Gene Ontology annotation, molecular function: ubiquitin protein ligase activity. Gene Ontology annotation, cellular component: nuclear speck.
CAUUUACACCAUGGACAUGGUGCUCAUGGACAUCAUGCUCAUGGUCACCAUGGUCAUCAUUCGUCUUCUUCCUCUUCCUCGCCUUCAUCUUCUCAUCAUCAUGCUCAUCAUCAUUACACCAACCAUCACUCACAUCAUUCUCACCAUCAUCUUUCAGGUUCUCCUCGAUCUCCUCAUUCACUCACCUCUUGCUCACCAGCCUCAACAUCGGCCUCAUCGCCAAUGUCUCAUGCCAACGGGAACAAGGAAAAGAUUCGUAUUUGGAUUCGAGAUCAGGCCAAAAUUUUUGUGGAAAAGUAUUUCGACAACGAGAACGAAAUGAACGAAGCCAUGAGCACAUUGAAUCGUAUCAAUGAAGCAAUGGAAACUUUUGACAAUGGAAAUGAUCUGGAUGGAUUGAAAGAGUUUAGAAAUGUUCUCUUGGAUGGAGACAUUUCACCAUUCGAACUGAUUCAUUGUGGGAUAAUCAGUAAAUUGAUCGGAUACUUAUCAGGUUUGAAGGAUGAGAAGAAAGAGAUAAAAGAAAAGAAAGAAAAAGAAAAAGAAAGAGACAAAGAAGAAAUGGAAGAAAUAGAAGAGAGAAAUGUCCGAAUCCGACGUUUUCUUCAUGUUUUCCUUGGAUCUCCAGUGGAUGAUCACAGUGUGAUAAUGGACGAGAAUGAAUUGAAAUUGGAUGUUCGACCAAUGUCCACUCUUGUUUGUAAGUUGAAUGCUUGUAUCUCCCAAUUGGAACAAUUUCCUGUUCGAGUACAUGAUGUACUUGGAACCGGAACAGGCAAUAUAAGAGGCAAGUGCAUUGAAGUUUUCAAUACCCACCAACUAAAGUGUAAUUUACAAAGACACCGAGACUGUACAAAUUUGAAACAAUGGCGAGGGGGAACAGUUAAAAUUGAUCCGUUGGCCUUAGUACAAGCGAUUGAAAGAUAUUUGUUAUUACGAGGAUAUGGACGAGUUAAAGAGGAAGAAGAUGACAAUAGUGAUGAUGAUAAUUCAGAUGAUGAUUUCGAUGAUAACAUGGCCUCAGUUGUUAUGAAUCAAGGUCAAGGUCGCCAUAAGAUUCAAUUUUUAAUCGAUGAUAAUGUUCUUCCUUAUAACAUGACAGUUUAUCAAGCGAUAAGACAAUUCAGUUCAUCGGGAGGAAACUCACAUAUGAUGGACGGACUUGAAAAUGAUAACGAUUUUGACUCACCAGUGGGCAACUCAAAUAUGUGGAUAACAACACACACAAUUUAUUAUCGUUCAAUAAGUGAGCGUUCAUCUCCCUCAACAACACCUAUUCAAAAUACAUCAUCAAUCAGAUCUUCAGCAAUUACCGCAACACCUUCAUUCUCAAUGGCAAUAGAGACUCGAAGUGGUCGAUGUUUAACUCGAGCCGGAUCAAUUUCGGCAGCAGCAUUGUUAUCAGAUUUAUCAUCCAAUGCAACAGGAUCUCCAUCGACUUCGUCAUUAUCAACCAAUUUAUUAACUCAAUACAUGAAUUGCUCAGGAAGUUGUUCAACCACAACCAGUGGAUCAUCAAAUGUUCAUUCCUAUUCAUCUACACCUUUAUCACCCCCAAUGAUGACUCCAUCAUCAUCAGGAAUUGCCACAAGCUCUUCAAGUCGUCGAUCAUCAUCUAAAUCAAAUAAAGCACCAGUAGGAUUUUUCCCUGUUUCAUCUUCAUCAACUUCCUCAUCAUCAUCUUCUUCCUAUCGUAAGAAAGAUGAACUUUGGAUUGAAGGUAAAACUCCUCGGAUCUCAUCAACAGUUUACAAUUAUCUGAUUCCUUCAUUGCCAAAAUGUGUCAACAUUGAAGAUUGUUCAUUGGAAGUGAUGAACUUAAUGAGAAUCUUGAAUGCACUUAAUAGGUGUUGGAGUUGGUUCUACAAUCUACCAAUUAGUUCAAAUCCUGCCAUAUUGCAAAGUGAAUUUGUAAAUAGUAAACUAACAGCCAAAGCUAAUCGUCAACUGCAAGAUCCACUUGUAAUAAUGACCGGUAAUCUGCCCCAAUGGUUAUCCCAAAUAGCGUAUGUGUGUCCAUUCCUGUUUCCAUUUGAGACUCGUCAUCUGUUAUUUUACAUAACCUCAUUUGAUCGGGAUCGAGCCUUACAACGAUUACUGGACUCGACUCCAGGAUUGAAUUCUAGUGACACGAGUGAGAGAGUGACCCCUCGAUUGGACAAACGUAAGAAGACAGUGACACGAGAAGAUAUACUUCGUCAAGCGGAAUCUGUUUUCCAUGAUAUCGGAAAUUCAAAAGCUUUACUUGAGAUUCAAUAUGAGAACGAAGUUGGAACUGGAUUAGGACCAACACUCGAGUUUUACGCUUUGGUGUCUAAAGAGAUGCAAAGAGCUGAUUUGGAUAUGUGGAGAGGAGAAGCAAUUAGUUCAUCGAGUGUUAUUAUGCCUUUAAUUUAUUCUAAUGAUAAAUUGUCAUCUACACGAACUGGACCAUCACAUCAACGACAUCAUAAUCAUAAUCACAACCACAGUCAAAAUCAGAACCAGAAUCAGAAUCAGAAUCAGAAUCAAAACCAAAAUCAACAACAACAGAAUCUAUUUGAUUAUGAAUCAAACGAAAUGAUGAUUGAUAUUGACCCUCAAUAUCUGAAAAAGAGUGAGGUCACUAAAGAAAUUCGUUAUAAUAAUCAGAAUCAAAACUUUCAUCAAAUUCAGAACCAACAACCUCAACAGCAACAACAACAACAACAACAUCACCAUAAUCACCAUCAUACUCAUCAUCAACCACAAUCAGUUCAAUAUAUUUAUUCAUCUGAAGGUUUAUUUCCAUCUCCUGUUGGUAAAUCAACUAAAACAACCUCAUUGUCUAAAAUUAAGAGUCGAUAUCGAUUACUCGGGAAAUUCAUGGCCAAAGCUUUGAGUGAUUCUAGAAUGAUUGACUUACCAUUGAGUGUCCCAUUCUACAAGUGGAUCCUUGGUCAAGAAUCUACCUUAAGUGUGUCCGAUAUGCACUUUAUUGAUGCAACUCUAGCAAAAUCUGUGACAAAUAUGUUCUUGAUUGCACAAAAGAAACAACUCAUGAAACGAGGAAUAUCCGAAGAGAAUCAUGACUCAUUAACUCUUAGUGGUGUUUCCAUUGAGGAUCUUCAUCUUGACUUUACUCUUCCGGGUUUCCCUGGAAUUGAACUUCGUAAAGGAGGUAAAGACAUGAGUGUUACAUUGGAGAAUAUCGAUCAAUACUUACGAUUAAUGGUUCAUUGGACAAUGAUCGAAGGAGUCUCUCGACAAAUGGAAGCUUUUAAAGAAGGAUUCGAAUCUGUUUUACCCUUAACGCAAUUACAAAUAUUUUAUCCGGAAGAAUUGGAGCAACUUUUCUGUGGCUCUUGUCACCAAACAUGGGACAUGAAAACUCUGAUUGAUUGUUGUCAUCCUGAUCAUGGUUACACUUACGAUUCACGAGCAAUCAAAUAUUUGUUUCAAGUUUUAUCUUCAUUGAACAGUGAAGAGCAACGUAAAUUUUUACAAUUCGUUACCGGAUCACCUCGACUUCCAGUUGGUGGAUUGAAAAGUUUAUCUCCUCCAUUGACGGUGGUUAGGAAAACAUUUGAACCUGGAGAAAAUCCCGACGAUUUUCUGCCCAGUGUGAUGACUUGUGUUAAUUACUUGAAAUUACCUGAUUAUUCAAACAUCGAUAUAAUGAGAGAGAAAUUAAUCUUUGCUGCUAAUGAAGGACAACACUCUUUCCAUUUAUCUUAAUACAAACCUCGCCACCAGAAUAAAGUGUGACCAUUUAAAGACAAUGCCAACACUUGAGAUAACAACGGAAAAUCUUAACAAUGCAAAAAUAACUUUAAUCUAAUACCUAAUCGGAAUUUAAUCGAGUCGAUUUAUUUUGACAUUCAUACUCUUCUCAUCUUCCUCAUGCAUAAAAGCGCUGUUAUUAACAUUUCGCUCAAUUGUUAUUAACGAAUAACUUUUGAUCAAUGGCCAUACAACAAAAAAUAUUAUGUGAAAAUAAUUAAUAAUCUAUGUAUGCAAAUUUCCUUAUCCAUUAUUCAUUUUCAAAACCGAUUUCUUGUAUUCAUUUAAAAAGAUUAAACUUUUUUGUUCAAUUUAA